GAGGCGGCGCGCUGCCAUUGGCGGCGGGGGCGGCGUGGGGCGGGGCCAGGCGCGGCGGCGGCGGGCGCGGGCGCGGCGGGGCGCGGCGGGAGCGGCUGAGGGCGGCGGCGCUGUUGCCAUGGAGACGAGCGCGCACCCCUAUUGGCCGCGCGCGCUGGCGUUGCCGGGUUACGUGGCGGGCGCGCGGCCCGGCUGGCAGUGCGCAGGCGCGGUGGCGGCGGCGGCGGCGGCUGCUGGCGCUGGGGGCGGGGCGAAGGGCGGGGCCAGGCGGAGCCCCGCCCGCCGGCUGGUGCUGGGCUGGUUCCUGCUCUGCGCCGGCAUCCACGGCGUCCUGGAAGGGUACUUCAGCCUCCGGCACCGGGAGCUGCCCGCCGACACCGGGCUGCUGGCCGACGUCUGGAAGGAGUACGCCAAGGCCGACAGCCGCUACAUGACGAGCGAUGACUUCACGGUUGCCAUGGAGACGGUGACAGCCUGGGCCUGGGGUCCCCUGAGCUUCCUCACCUUCCUGGCGCUGCUGCGGCAGCACCCGGCGCGCCACGUGCUGCAGCUGGUGGUGUCCCUGGGCCAGCUGUACGGUGACGUGCUCUACUUCGCCACGGAGGCGCGGGCGGGCUGGGCGCACAGCGACCCCCACCCCUUUUAUUUCUGGGGUUACUUCGUGGGGCUCAACGGGCUCUGGGUGCUCGUGCCCCUGCUGCUGCUGCUGGACGCCGCGCGGCAGCUGGCCACGGCGCAGCGCGGCCACGACCGGCCCCCGCCACAAGGCCCACUGAGGGGGGGAGACCCCCGGGGUGAGAGACCCCCCCCAGGGCUGAGGGACCCCCCCCAGGGCUGAGGGACCCCCCCCAGAGUGAGGGAUUCACCCCCCAGGACUGAGAGACCCCCCCCUCAGAGUGAGGGAACCCCCCCAUGGACUGAGGAAUCCCCCCACGACCGGCCCCGCCACAAGGCCCACUGAGGGGGGGGAGACCCCCGGAGAGACCCCCGGGGUGAGGGACCCCCCCCAUGGACUGACAGACCCCCAUGGACUGAGAGACCCCCCCAGAAUGAGGGAUUCCCCCCCCCCCCGGGGCUGAGGGACUCCCCCCCAGAGUGAGGGAAUCCCCCCACAACCGGCCCCGCCACUGACGUGGGAGAGACCCCCAGAGAGACCCCCGGUGUGAGGGACCCCCCCAGGGCUGAGGGACCCCCCCCACGACCGGCCCCGCCACAAGGCCCACUGAGGGGAGACCCCCAGAGACCCCCCCAGGGCUGAGAAACCCCCCCCCAGAGUGAGGGAAUCCCCCCACGACCAGCCCUGCCACAAGGCCCACUGAGGGGUGGGAGAGACCCCGGGGGUGAGGGACCCCCCCAGGAUGAGGGAUUCCCUUCUCCCCCAAACCUCAGACCCCCCCCCAGCCCGAGGGACCCCCCCCGAGGGAGGGUUCAGCACCGGGAGGGUCCUGGAGGGGAAUUUUGGGACCCCCCAACCUCAGAGACCCCCCCCCGGGGAGGGUUCGGAUCCUGGAGGGGAAUUUUGGGACCCCCCCCAAAAGCUCAGGGGGCGUGGCUGGAGCCCCCCCACCUUCCCCAUGGGGGUCUCAGCCUCAUUUUUGGGGGUCUCAGCCUCAUUUUUGGGGAUCUCCCUCUCAUUUCUGGGGUCUCAGCUUCAUUCUCGUGGGUCUCCUCUCGUGUUUGGGGUCCCUUUCUCAUUUUUGGGGUCUCAGCCUCGGUUUUGGGGGUCCCCCUCUCACUUUUUGGGGGUGUGCCGUGGGAACGUCCCUCAUUCCUGGGGGGCAGGGAUGGAUUUUAAUAAAAGAGCUGGAAAUGGA
Passer domesticus (house sparrow) is the source of this 1814-nucleotide messenger RNA. RefSeq names its product 3-beta-hydroxysteroid-Delta(8),Delta(7)-isomerase-like. Gene Ontology annotation, molecular function: cholestenol delta-isomerase activity; C-8 sterol isomerase activity; steroid Delta-isomerase activity. NCBI's taxonomy places the organism in Eukaryota, Metazoa, Chordata, Aves, Passeriformes, Passeridae. The transcript is spliced from 6 exons. The coding region runs from base 119 to 838 and encodes 239 amino acids. Gene Ontology annotation, biological process: cholesterol biosynthetic process. Gene Ontology annotation, cellular component: endoplasmic reticulum; membrane. The record is from RefSeq and is a predicted model, not a curated record.